AGGGGUAAGCGACUGUAAUUGAUAACCCUAUUUUCUCCGAUAAUAGGGUUCAAUGGUAAUUCCCAGCUGCACUUGAGUUUUAGACUCUGAUGGAAUGAGUAGCUGAGAGAUGAUAGGCGGUGGCGGACGGCGAGUGAGAAGGUUCGGUAGGUGUAACACUCCCCUACCUCUACUGUCAUCAGUGAAUCAGUACCAUCAUUCUCUGUCGCACACAAUUACUUGUUGGUACUGUGAUUACAAGAUCUCUGCUUUUAAUGACUUCCUCUUUUCAUUUGGUCGUAAAUAUUCAAGAUUCUUGAGAAUUUGGUUCUCCAUGGGGAUUACUUUUAGCGUUGCUGCAUUGCUUGGUGCUACUCUGGUUCUGCUUUGGAAUUCAACCUCUAUAGUACGCCUAUACAAUGGCAAUGUUGACAUUUCAAAUGAUCUAGUAUUCGGCUUCUUCUCUUUGCCGCCGCUUUCUGUGCUAAAAGUUCCUAGUUUGGGCGUGUCACUUAUUGAUGGAGGAUUCAUUAUCUUCUCUACCUUAAUAUCCGUAGCUGUUCAUGAAUUCGGGCAUGCUAUUUCUGCCGCUAGUGAGGGCGUUCAUAUCGAAUAUAUUGCCAUAUUUCUUGCAACGCUCUUUCCUGGGGCUCUGGUCGCUUUCAACUAUGAAAUGCUACAAAGCUUACCUCAAUUAGCUGUUCUUCGCAUCUAUUGUGCUGGAAUUUGGCAUAAUGCAGUGUUUUGUGCAGUUUGUGCACUGGCUUUGCUUCUUCUGCCUUCAGUAUUAUAUCCCUUUUACAUUCAUGGGGAGAACCCUAUGGUUUUGGAUGUGACAUCAAUGUCACCAUUAUCUGGUUAUCUGUCUCCUGGUGAUGUUGUUAUAUCAGUUGAUGGGAUAAAAGUUCACAGCCCCCAAGAUUGGAUGGAUCUUAUAGUUCUGAUGAAUGACUUGGGACUUCAAGGAUCUCAUCUCUAUAAAGAUUCUGCAAAUGUCCAGAAAGCUGAUAGAAGAAAAGGUUAUUGUAUCUCUAGUUCUUGGUUACGAGAUAACGGGAACGCUCAAGUGGUGGAUCAUCAGUCUACAUGUGCUGAUGAUCUCACAUUACUCUCAACUAUUCCUUGCUUUAAUAUGAGCGUGUUAGAGGGUAGAAGCAGCGAGGAUGGUCAAGGAAAAGAGAACAAUGCCUGCUUGAGGGCUAAGGAUAUCGUUGAUCUUAAAAAAUGUGGCAAUGGAUGGUCUGCAACUGAAAAGAACACAAGCAGAUGCGAAUGUUCGCAGGACGAGACGUGCGUGGGACCAGUCCUGUCGCCAGGCCUGACCUGGAUUCAAAUUGCUUACUCACGUCCUUAUUCGGCUGAGUGCUUGUCUGUAUGGAGAAACUUAUCAGCAGAUUUUGUGAGUCUUGAUAGUGGAGAAACAAAUUGUGGUGGGACCUUUGUUUUCAUUGGAGAUGCACUUCCAAUGGCUAAUUCAAUUAAGUUAACUGCAUAUCGGCCUCGCUCAACAUUCAGUUUGGGUCUAUCCCUUCCAAAUAGGCUGGAGAGGAUGAUAACGUGCACAUUCCAUGUAUCUUUUGCACUGGCCCUACUCAACAGUCUUCCGGUUUACUAUCUGGACGGUGAGUCUAUUUUGGAGGUGAUAUUUGGGUACUUCACUAUGCUCAACCCUAGGAGAAGACAGGUUCUGAAAAUAUGCCUAUUGGGAGGGACGCUUUUAUUAGUCCUUGCCAUGACGAAGAUCUUUCUUGUCCAGAUUUUUGUAGCUUGAUAGUUCUCGUGUUUCUGUUAUCCUCCUAAUUACAAGUGAGUUUUUUUUUUUGUUUGAAGCAUAACAAGUGAGGUUUUGAUACCAUCACAAUUGGUUAAAUGGUGCUUGGCUACUUUAAAAAUAAAUGCAAUUCUGGAUGAAAUAGAGCUCGCCAAAUUGUGACAAAAUCAUUAUGAGGUUGGUAAAAUUGGUUGCUCACUCUUCAUUGGUUUAGCUUUGAUUGAUGUGUUGCCUA
Molecule: messenger RNA, 1985 nt
Organism: Papaver somniferum (opium poppy)
Lineage: Eukaryota; Viridiplantae; Streptophyta; Magnoliopsida; Ranunculales; Papaveraceae
Product: membrane-bound transcription factor site-2 protease homolog
Exons: 9
Coding region: 110-1750 (546 amino acids)
Biological process (GO): regulation of response to endoplasmic reticulum stress; membrane protein intracellular domain proteolysis
Cellular component (GO): cytoplasm; membrane
Molecular function (GO): metalloendopeptidase activity; protein binding
Source: RefSeq, a predicted model, not a curated record